AGCAUGGAGCUCCUCAAACUCAUCAUUUUCGCAGCGCCGGCGCGCGCGCGCGGCGGACCUGACGCCGUGCGCGCGCGCGGCUUUCCAGGUCCGCCGCCGCGCGCGCUGCCGCGCGCGCUGCGCGCCCGCGGCGGCUCGGAAACAACGCUCCAGCGCGGCGGCCCCGCGUGGACGGAGGCGCAGCGCGCCGCCUUCGAGGCCGACGGCUUCGUGCUGCAGCCCGACGUGUUAUCGGAAGAAGAGUGCGCGGCGCUGCGCGCGACCUACGACGGCUUGUUCCGAGGCGAGUUCGACACGAAGAUCUACCCGGACGAGUGGCACUGGCGCGAGGGCAUCUCGCGGCCCGAGGCGUUCCGGGAGAUCGUCAACGCCUGGAAGAGCAGCGACGCCGUCGCGCGCGUCGCGCUCGACGAGACUAUCGGCCGGCGCUGCGCGGAGCUCAUGGGCUGGGGCGGCGCGCGCCUCGCGCAAGACGACGUUCUCUGGAAGCCGCCCGGCGCGGAAGGCGUCGCGCACCACCGCGACGCGCCCUACAUCUCGGCGAACUUCGUCCCGGAGGAGCGCAACUCCGUCACCGUGUGGAUCGCGCUCGACGACGCCGACGAGGCCACGGGCGUCGUCGAGUACGCGCCCGGGUCGCACGCGUGGGCCGACGGCGGGGCCGCCGGCGUCGCCGCGGCGUCGUUCCACGACGGCCGGGGCCAGUCGCCCAUGCGGGCCGUGGCGCGCGCCGCGGGCGUCGACGAGGCCGUCGAGGUCCGGCGCUGCGUCGUGCCGGCCGGCAGCGCGGUCUUCCACCACCAGGACGUCUGGCACGGGUCGGGCGAGAACGGUACGCCCGACCGGCCGCGGCGCGCGCUCGGGCUCCACUACGUCCGCGACGACGUUCGGUUUCGGCCGAAGCCGGACUACAUCUACGGCCGCUACGACCUCGGCGACGGCGUCGUCCACGACGCGUUCUUCCCGCGCGUGUGGUCCGCCGCGGGCGCGGAGCGGCGGGCGGCGGACAGGCGGCUGGGGGACGCGCGGUAACGUCCCGUUACUG
Molecule: messenger RNA, 1045 nt
Organism: Aureococcus anophagefferens
Lineage: Eukaryota; Pelagophyceae; Pelagomonadales; Pelagomonadaceae
Exons: 1
Coding region: 4-1032 (342 amino acids)
Source: RefSeq, a predicted model, not a curated record